Silurus meridionalis is the source of this 2681-nucleotide messenger RNA. RefSeq names its product solute carrier family 25 member 23a (gene slc25a23a). The record is from RefSeq and is a predicted model, not a curated record. Bases 458 to 1942 code for a protein of 494 amino acids. The transcript is spliced from 10 exons. Gene Ontology annotation, biological process: transmembrane transport. Gene Ontology annotation, molecular function: calcium ion binding; ATP transmembrane transporter activity. NCBI's taxonomy places the organism in Eukaryota, Metazoa, Chordata, Actinopteri, Siluriformes, Siluridae.
AUCGUUCAAGUGUCUCGUGUUAUAAUAAUAUCAUUAUAAGAGAAGCGCACUAGUUGAAGUGAUUUGGGACAGAGUCGGGACUCCUCUACCGGGACUCUACCGCAAAACACACGCUUCACGCGUGUACGCGUUAACGUGUUAAAGUUGCGUUUUGCUUGGUUUUAGGUUACUUCCUGGUUUGGAGAGUCGAGACACACACACACACACACACACACACACACACACACACACAGAGACGCGAAACUAACCAGCUGUUUAACGCUGCUUUGUAUGUAAGCGCGCGCGUUGCAGCUCUUUUACGGAACAGGAAAUUCGGAUCUUGAGGUCAGAUCGGUGUGUGUGUGUGUGUGUGUGUUUGCACGCGAGCGCAGCGAAUGUGUUUACCCCUAAUAAAAUAACCGGGUGGCGCAGAGAGAACACCGCGUGCUCGCGCACAGGCACGGACGCACGCGCGCUCAUGGCCGAGCCGCGGUGGUGCCGCGUCGUGCGGUGGUCGCGUGCCCGGUGCCAGGAGAACGCACCCGCACCUGCACCCGGCUCUGAACCGGAAACGGACCCGGAGCGCGAGCGGCUGUGGAGCGAACUCUUCGACCAGCUCGACACCAACAAAGACGGACGGAUCGACAUUAACGAGCUCAGGGCGGGGCUGGCGGCGCGCGGGCUGCUCUCGCGCACAUCGGCGGAACAGCAGAUUGUUAGUGAAGGAGACACUAAUCAGGAUGGACAGUUGGACUUCGAGGAGUUCACGCAGUACCUGUGCUCUCACGAGAAGCGUCUCCGCCUCAUGUUCAGCAGCCUCGACCGCAACAACGACGGUGAGAUCGAUGCUGGAGAGAUCCAGCUUUCAUUACACAAUGUGGGAGUGGAGGUUACGCUGGACGAGGCAACCAAGAUCUUGCAGAGUAUAGACAAGGAUGGCACUAUGACCAUCGACUGGGUGGAAUGGCGUGACCAUUUCCUGUUUAACCCUCUGCACACCAUGGAGGACAUCGCCCUCUAUUGGAAACGCUCUUUGAUCCUGGACAUCGGCGAGCUCCUGACGGUUCCUGACGAGUUUUCGGAGAAGGAGAGGAUGUCAGGGUUCGUGUGGAGGCAGCUGAUUGCAGGUGCCAUGGCGGGAACCGUCUCCAGGACGGGCACAGCUCCUCUCGACCGCCUCAAAGUCUUCUUGCAGGUUCAUGGGCAGAGCAUUGAUAAGGGCAGUGUGUGGAAGGGGCUGAAGAUGAUGGUGAAGGAGGGAGGAUUCAGAGCUCUCUGGAGAGGAAACGGCAUCAACGUGCUCAAGAUCGCCCCGGAAACAGCCAUCAAGUUCCUCGCUUAUGAACAGAUAAAGCAGCUGAUCCAUGGCAGAAAAAAUGUAGGAAGUCUGAAGGUUCACGAGAGAUUCGUUGCUGGGUCGUUAGCCGGGGCCACGGCACAGACCAUCAUUUACCCCAUGGAGGUCCUGAAGACGCGCCUGACGCUGCGGAAGACCGGACAGUACUCGGGUGUGAUGGAUUGCGCUCGGCAGAUCCUGUGGAAAGAAGGAGUGCAGGCGUUUUAUAAAGGCUACAUUCCCAACAUUCUGGGCAUCAUCCCAUACGCCGGCAUCGAUCUGGCCGUCUACGAGACCCUGAAGAACUUGUGGUUACAGAGACACAGCUCCAGCUCGACUAACCCCGGGGUGUUGGUGCUGGUCGGAUGUGGGACGGUUUCCAGCACGUGCGGUCAGCUGGCGUCGUAUCCACUCGCUCUGAUCAGAACCCGCAUGCAGGCUCAGGCGACAGUGAAAGGUGCUCCUCAGCUCUCCAUGCUCUCUCUGUUCCGCAGCAUCAUGGCUCAGGAGGGUGUAGUGGGACUUUACCGCGGCAUCGCGCCAAAUUUCCUGAAGGUCAUUCCUGCUGUCAGCAUCUCCUACGUGGUGUACGAGCACAUGAGGAAAGUACUGGGGGUGGAACAGUGAGAGAGAGAGAGAGAGAGAGAGAGAGAGAGAGAGAGAGAGAGAGAAGGCAUUGUCUUGAUGUUACAUGAGAGAAUAGACAGAAUAGGAAAUGAGAAUGAACGUGUGGAAAAGCGUGUGAAUGCGCUCCAUGAUGGAGAGACAAAUCAAUGAAUUGAAUAAAGGAUUUGGUCCUGAAGCCAGAGAGAUGGAGAUCUCAAGUUCUGACUCAAAAUCAGCAGGACUUCACUCCAGUCAUCUGUAAUAAACAAAUCAGAUCGGUUUAUAUUCUAGUUUAUUAUGGAAAAAAAACAACAAAAACCCAAACAGAUGUGAAGUCUGACACUGAUGUUUUACAGAUGUUAAACUCUGAAGCAUGUUUCAACAUUUUUUCUCCAAAUGUCUCCAGUUUCUUGCUGUUUAUUUGUGCUGUUGAUCAACAGGGUCGUCACUUUCAGACUCACAGGCUGCCCCCUUCAGGCGGUGAAAUGAACGCACGCUAAAGUGUGUGUUAAUGCUCAGAAAUGAGUGUGUGCGCGCACAAGAUAUUAAUAUACUGUGUAUUCCCCAGACUAUAAACCGAUAGCAUGUUCAUACAUGAAUUCAUUUUUUCUGCGUUAAAUACGGCGUAACAGAAUGUACAGUCUUUUAUUUAGGUUUACAGUCUGGAAAAUACAGUAUAACCGAGCAUGUGCUUAUAGACUACAUAUAAGUGAGCAUGAGUUAUAUUUUAUAACAUUAAAGACUGAAUCUAUUUUCUUAA